Messenger RNA from Drosophila willistoni, 888 nucleotides. RefSeq names its product farnesol dehydrogenase-like. Lineage: Eukaryota; Metazoa; Arthropoda; Insecta; Diptera; Drosophilidae. The record is from RefSeq and is a predicted model, not a curated record. The transcript is spliced from 2 exons. The coding region runs from base 87 to 839 and encodes 250 amino acids.
CUCAGUCAGAGACAAACCUUUACGACGCGUGCUCUUCUCUUAUUCUCUUCUCCUUACUCUUAAUUGAAAGUAAACAAAAACUUAAAAUGGAACGUUGGUUGAAUCGUGUUGCCGUUGUGACAGGAGCCAGUUCUGGUAUUGGAGCAGCCUGUUGCAAGGAUCUGGUGGCCAAGGGAAUGAUUGUUGUGGGUCUUGCUAGGCGUGAGGAGCGUCUACAAGAGCUAAAGGCCUCUCUGCCAGCUGAUCAGGCUAAACGUUUCAUUGGCCACAAGUGUGACGUCAGCGAUGAGAAGCACGUGAUUGAGACCUUUGCAUGGGUGGAUAAGAAUCUUGGUGGGGCUGAUGUCCUGAUAAACAAUGCCGGCAUUAUCAGCGAAACUCUUAUAACAAGCCCAAAUAACUCAGUUGAUCUUCGAGCCAUUUUGGAUACCAAUGUUCUUGGAGUAUCCUGGUGUACCCGUGAGGCAUUUCUCUCACAGCAGCGUAGAAAGGUAAACGAUGGACAUGUGGUCAUCAUUAACAGUAUCCUCGGACAUGGAGUGCCAUUUGUGGAGGGGUUUAAUUUCAACUUGUAUGGGCCAUCGAAAUAUGCACUCACCGCCAUGACUGAAGUCCUUCGCCAAGAAUUCCAAAAUAAGGGAACUCAAACGAAAAUCACAAGUGUGAGUCCUGGAGCAGUUGAUACUGAGAUUAUACCCGAAAAUGUCAAGAAAGCCGUCACCGUUUUUCCCAAAUUGCGCUCCGAAGACGUGGCCGAUGCAGUAACCUAUUGCAUUCAGACACCUCCAAAUGUUCAAAUCCAUGAAUUGACAAUCAAGCCUAUUGGCGAAAAGUUUUGAACUAAAGACUUUUUGACUGAAAAUAAAACUCAAAUGUUUCUCUAACUGA